This is a messenger RNA of Oncorhynchus nerka (sockeye salmon), 3921 nucleotides long. Its product is annotated as apoptosis-stimulating of p53 protein 2-like. NCBI's taxonomy places the organism in Eukaryota, Metazoa, Chordata, Actinopteri, Salmoniformes, Salmonidae. The record is from RefSeq and is a predicted model, not a curated record. Gene Ontology annotation, biological process: regulation of apoptotic process. Gene Ontology annotation, molecular function: p53 binding. Gene Ontology annotation, cellular component: nucleus.
UUCUCAACGAAUUGAACGCAUGUGAAUGUACACAACUCCCAUUUACCGCUUCAUAACUGAUGAUUUCCACCUUCCCACUUGGUUAGGAACGCAGCAUUAUUAUAUUCGCAGAACGCCUCACUCGCUUUAGGGUUGGGUUGCCGACGUUUGUUAAUUCAACCGAUACCUUUCCUAGUGGGCAAGUACACAUUGUCUAAAAAUUAAGUAGAUAGAGAUAAAGAUUGAUUGAAAAUUGGAUUUAACAAUGGACGUACAGUUGGCUAUUUCUGCCGUUCUAUUAUUCAUAGUUGCACAUUUGCACAUUGUUGGGCCAAAUAACCAUGUCGAUCAGGUGGUCACCGGACUAAUCCUGAGAAAUCAUUUCAAGGGAUAUAUCGUUGUCAUUGAGAAGGGCCUUGUUACAGUUCCAUUGCAACAGGUCUCCAGUAAAGACAACAUCAAUAAUUGUGGAACGGGAGAAUGUAAAAUUAGAGAGGCGCUCGUGCGUAUAAUAGACGGGCGACAGAAAAAGGAAUAAACUAGAUCUGAUGUCACUGCUCUGUUGGAUUAUCGAAUACGUGAGGGAUUUAAUAUCCUCGAAUCGAAGAUAGCAGUAGCCAACGUUGCAUGUGAUACGUUGCCAAUAUGAUGCCGGGCAAGAGGACCAACCUGCGGAAGGUCGGCUCGGAGCGCAUCGACCACGGCAUGUGGGUCAAGUUUAACCCCCUGGCCCUGCUGCUGGACUCAUCUCUGGAGGGUGGAUGACCCCAGCCUGCCCAAUGACGAGGGCAUUACAGCCUUGCACAACGCCGUCUGCGCCGGCCACACCGAGAUCGUCAAGUUCCUGGUGCAGUUUGGACUCCACUGCACUGUGCGGCCUCCUGUAACAAUGUGCAGGUGUGUAAGUUCCUGGUGGAGUCCGGGGCUGCUGUGUUCGCCACCACCUACAGUGACAUGCAGACAGCGGCAGACAAGUGCGAGGAGAUGGAGGAGGGCUACGCACAGUGCUCCCAGUUCCUCUACGGUGUACAGGAGAAGAUGGGCAUCAUGAACCGUGGGGUGGUGUACGCCCUGUGGGACUACGAGGCUGAGGACGAUGACGAGCUGGCCUUCCUGGAAGGCGACUGCAUGACGGUGCUGCGGCGCAAGGACAAGGAUGAAGAGUGGUGGUGGGCCCGCUGCAGAGACCGAGAGGGCUACAUUCCAAGAAACCUGCUAGGGCUGUAUCUGAGGAUCAAGCCACGGCAGAGGAGCUCGGCUUAAAUUAUAUCGGCUCACGUUCCACCCUACUCGCUGAAAACUACUCUGACUUGAAGUUACUUUUUGAAAGGCGAAUUAAGAACCUAAAAGUCCAGUGCUUACAUUUCACACUUCUGGUCUUUUGGAUGUCAAAGUCAAGCAUUCCACUUCAAGCUUUUGGACCUGUCUGUGAAAGACUCAUAUCAUGCUAAAGGGUUUUCAACCUAUGUAUGGAUAAUAUUCACAUGGUCACGCUGUUUCCUUUUCACUGCAGGAAUGUAUACACCGCGCAACAUUUGUAAUGGAGACUUCUGAACAGUGUUUUUGUUUUGUAGACGUGUGAUUUUCUGAGCAGAAUCCAUUUUGUAAGGGUUUGUAACUGUGGCAGUUGGCAAUGUAAAGCUUUUUCUACGUCAUGGCAAGCUUAUAUCCACACAAGAUACAGUAUAUGAAAACUUUGGUUGUGUAUUUGACUAUUUUCCUUUAUCUUCCGUUAUCACAAACAAUCUUGCUGUGGGUAUACAGUGCCUUCAGAAAGUAUUCAUACCACUUGACUUAUUCCACAUUUUGUGUUACAGCCUGAAUUCAAAAUUGAUUAAAUUUGUUUCUUUUCUCACCAAUCUACACACACUAGCCCAUAAUGACAAAUUGAAAACAUGGUUUAGAAAUGUUUGCAAAUGGAUUGAAAAUGAAAUACAGAUAUCUAAUUAACAAAUAUUCACACCCCUGAGUCAUUACAUGUUACAUUACAUGUCUUUCUGGAUUAAUCUCUCUCUAAGAGCUUUACACACCUGGGUUGUACAAUAUUUGCACAUUAUAAUUUAAAAAAAAAUCUUCAAGCACUGUCAAGUUGGUUAAUCAUUGUUAGACAGCCAUUAUCAAUUCUUGCCAUAGAUUUUGAAUCCGAUUUAAGUCAACUGUUACUAGGCCACUCGGGGACAUUCAAUAUCAUCUUGGUAAGCAACUCCAGUGUAUAUUUGGCCUUGUAUUUUAGGUUAUUGUCAUGUUGAAAGGUUAAUUUGUCUCCCAGCAUCUGUUGGAAAGUAGACUCAACCAGGGUUUCCUCUAGGAUUUUAUCUGUACUUACCUCUAUUCUGUUUUAUUUUAUCCCAAAAAAACUCCCUAGUCUUUGCCGGUGACAAGCAUGCCCAUAACAUGAUGCAGCCACCACCAUGCUUGAAAAUAUGAAGAGUGGUACUCAGUGAUAUGUUGUGUUGGAUUUCCCUCAAACCUAACAAUAUUCAGGACAUAAAGUUCAUUUGUUUGCCACAAUUUUUUGCAGUUUUAGUUUAGUGCCUUAUUGCAAACAGGAUGCAUGUUUUGGAAUAUUUCUUUCUGUACAGGCUUUCUUUUUUUCACUCUGUCAUUUAGGUUAGUAUUGUGAAGUAACUAAUGUUGUUGAACCAUCCUCAGUUUCUCCUAUCACAGCCAUUAAACUCUGUUUUAAAGUCACCGUUGUCCUCAUGGUGAAGUCCCUGAGCAGUUUCCUUCCUCUCCGUCAACUGAGUUAGGAAGGACGCCUGAACCUUUCGUAGUGACUGGGUGUAUUGAUACACCAUCCAAAGUGCAAUAACUUAACCAUGCGCAAAGGGACAUUCAAUGUAUGUUACCAAGUAUCAUGGGCAUUCUUUGUGAGGCAUUGGAAAUACUCCCUGGUCUUUGUGGUUGAAUCUGUGUUUAAAUUCACUGCUCGACUGAGGUACUUUGCAGAUUAUUGUAUUUUUGGGGUACAGAGAUGAGUCAUUCAAAAAUCAUGUUAAACACUAUUGCACAUAGUGAGUCCAUGCAUCUAAAAAAAAGGGGUUGAAUACCUACUGACUCAAGACAUUUCAGCUUUUCAUUUUUAAUUCAUUUGUGUGUAGACCCGUGACACAAAAUCUGCUUUAAUCCAUUUUAAAUUCAAGCUGUAACACAGCAAUGUGGAAAAAGGUUGAGGGGUGUGAACACUUUCUAAAGACACUAGUUCCACCUAGAUUUGAAGCUAUGUAAUGUUGUUACUUUCAGUUUUCCUAUCAAUGUUUUAUUUUCCAAUGCUUUUGUAGAACAUUUUGUGUGUGUGUGUUUAAGUACUGUAUGUAGCCUGGCAUGCUGUGCUAUGAAGUGCUAAUAAUGUUGAAUGCACAAGCUUCAACGGCAUUGCUCAACAUCACCUCCUCAUUCCAAACCUUCAUAUCUUAAAGAGAUGCUCAACGUUGUUCGUGGAAAGGUAUCAUCCUGUAGGUUUUUGCGCCAACCAUAAUCUAGCCCAUCCUAUUUAUAACAAUUAGGUGGUUGAUAAUGCGAGUGUAAGAUGACCCAAUUCAGCUUAACAUCUGCUAACCAUGUGUAUGUGACAAACAAAAUGUGAUUUGAUUUGAUUUACAACUGCGGUUGGAGCGAAAAACCUACAAGAGGGUAGCUCUCCAGGAACAAGGUUGGGCAGCCCUGCACAUGGACCAGACAGAAUUUGACCAGCAUUUUUUGGGGUUAUACAUAACUUUCAUGAUUAAGCCAUUAUAAAUACGUUUUAAACCUUUAUAAAUUAUUUGAAAUACCUAAUUUCAAUGUAAAUGAUGAAAUAGUCAUAUGAAUAGUAUAUAGACCCUUAACUUUUUAUACAUGUUUAGCCUAUUCAUGAAAGCCAUUAUAAGUGUAAACACAUUUUAUUAAUGGCAUUGAGUCAUUUAAACCAGUGACAUUUCAAAAACGUUGCUAUCAGCUAAA